GGAGGUGCGGAAGUGACAUCAGCUGUGGGCGGAACGUUUCCUCAGAUUCCAGGCUGUGGGUUACAGGUGAAGAAGAGUCGUUCAUGAGGGUCACACCGUAGAGCUCCCCUCAUAGAGUCGGCAUUAUGGCGAGUACGAUGAUAGCGGCCGGGCUGACUCUCGCCGUCGCGGGAUUUGCUGGUCGUUACGUUUUACAAGCUUUCAAACACCUGGAGCCUCAAGUGAAGCAAGCUAUACAGACCCUGCCAAAGUCGGCAUUUGGCGGUUAUUACAAAGGUGGAUUUGAACCCAAAAUGACUAAAAGAGAAGCUGCCCUGGUGUUGGGAGUCAGCCCGACCGCAAAUAUAACAAAGAUAAGAGAAGCUCACAGACGGAUUAUGCUGCUGAACCACCCUGACAAAGGCGGCUCUCCAUACAUCGCAACCAAGAUCAAUGAAGCCAAGGUUCUGCUGGAAGCACACACCAAGAAAUAGCCGAUUUGCUCUGGAAUUUUGUUUUUUUUUCUGAACUCUUUCUAAUCGUUGCCUGGAAGAAUGUGAUCUCCAUUCAUGGGAAAUUAAUUGCCAAUAAAUCAACAGAAUUCUCACUUU
Rana temporaria (common frog) is the source of this 590-nucleotide messenger RNA. Its product is annotated as mitochondrial import inner membrane translocase subunit TIM14-like. Gene Ontology annotation, molecular function: ATPase activator activity. Bases 126 to 473 code for a protein of 115 amino acids. The record is from RefSeq and is a predicted model, not a curated record. Lineage: Eukaryota; Metazoa; Chordata; Amphibia; Anura; Ranidae. Gene Ontology annotation, cellular component: PAM complex, Tim23 associated import motor. Gene Ontology annotation, biological process: protein import into mitochondrial matrix. The transcript is spliced from 6 exons.